AUGAGGAUUCCUAAAAAGCCCCACCAAGUUGGCUUAGACGAAUUACACGAGGAGUUAGACACUACUCCUGUUCACACAGCAGCCCGGGACGGCAAAGUCAAAGAAUUGCAUGAGAUCUUACGUGUUGAUGUAAUGCAGGCCAUGUUGGUGGACAAGUACGGACUCACGCCAUUGCACUGGGCGUGCGAUCGCGGCGAAGCGGAAGUGUCGCGCUUGCUUCUCCACUACAAUGCGGACGUAAAUGCCAUCGAAAAGCGUAUGUUUAAGCGUCGACCGCUGCACUUUGCCGUGCUAGCAGGCUCCGAGGAAACGGUGCGAGAAUUGCUGUCACAUAAUGCUGACUUGACGGCUCAAGACUACCGCGGUUGGGCACCGAUUCACGGCGCAGCCUACAGUGGGGACUUGGGCGCGCUUGAGGCACUUCUGGACGCUGGUUCAAGCGUAAUGACGCAAUUAACACGGCAAAACGAGACGGCACUGCAUAUUGCCGCUAGUCGAGGACGCAUGGAAGUCGCUCGACUCAUUUUGUCGAAGUGCUGUCCGGGCGAUGAAGCGGAGAAGUAUCUGCUGUCGAUAAAGAAUGACACGGGAUUGACGGCCGCGCAGUGGCAUCGACUGUGUCAAGUGUACAUCUCGUCGUCACCAGAGCUGUUUGGGAAAAAAGACAAUUAUGGGACACAUUCGCGACGUCGUGACUAUGAACCCCGAACUUCAACCCGAUAUCUGAUACCCAUGGUGCUUCGUGCUUCAAUAACGAGCAAUUCCGGCGUUAUGGAUAUUGUGGCCAAAUUUUACGGUAACGUUGCUACAUUCGUGUGA
Plasmopara halstedii is the source of this 819-nucleotide messenger RNA. Its product is annotated as Ankyrin. Lineage: Eukaryota; Oomycota; Peronosporomycetes; Peronosporales; Peronosporaceae. Bases 1 to 819 code for a protein of 272 amino acids. The transcript has 3 exons. Gene Ontology annotation, molecular function: protein binding. The record is from RefSeq and is a predicted model, not a curated record.